Messenger RNA from Polyodon spathula (Mississippi paddlefish), 3819 nucleotides. RefSeq names its product matrix metalloproteinase-21-like. Gene Ontology annotation, cellular component: extracellular matrix. Gene Ontology annotation, molecular function: metalloendopeptidase activity; zinc ion binding. Gene Ontology annotation, biological process: collagen catabolic process; proteolysis; extracellular matrix organization. The transcript has 8 exons. The record is from RefSeq and is a predicted model, not a curated record. Lineage: Eukaryota; Metazoa; Chordata; Actinopteri; Acipenseriformes; Polyodontidae. The coding region runs from base 401 to 2329 and encodes 642 amino acids.
CCUCCACUGCUAGACUAAAGGAAACAAGAAAGAUAAGGAACAAAGCAAAAUACAAGCCUUUUCUAACCCUGAGUGGAGCAAUUUUUCUUUUGCAAGUGGAAAAGGUAGGGGUAGUACAUUUGCAGACCUUUUCCAUGGAAUACCCCUCAUGUACCUUCUUGACAUGCGAGGAAGCUUUGUGUUUUUCAACUUUUAAGCAUUAUUCUCAUUUUUUUCUUAGAUCAUCAGUAUUCCUCAAAAUAUUGUUUUGGGAAUACUGAAUUCCUUUACUGAGUUGCUCACUUUUUUAUUAUUAAAGACGAAGCUCCCCUAAGGAGGUUGGAGUGAUUUGAUCUGCAUCAAAGAGGAAAAGAGGGGAACACUUCUCUUGUCAUCUGGACUUCAUUGGAACAGGGGCAGAAUGGUAUGCUUGAGCUUCUUGUUAAGCAUGCUGCUGCUGUAUCUGGCAGAAGCUGAGAAGCUGUAUCACAGCCGGGAUCACUCAGAUAUUCAUCUCUCCCCUGGGAGUCAAGCUGGCCCAAUCCUGACUUUUAAGUCUGCAAAGCAAUAUCUGGCUAGGUAUGGAUGGAUUAAGCCUGUAAAUUGGGAGUCAUUGGAGUACCACAAUGUAUUGCUACCCCAAGAGAAAGACCCUGCCCCUCCAGACAUCCUGUCCUUUAUGUCAGAAGGGCAGUCAAUCGGCAGGUACAUCACUGACAUGCCACCCACAGAGCUCACUCCAGACCCAAGCUUCAUCAACGCUCUCAAGCUUUUCCAGGAAGCCAACAGCCUUCCUGUGACAGGUCUUCUUGACAGUGUCACCAAGGAGGCUAUGAAUAGACCUCGAUGUGGUGUUCCAGAUCACGAAGCCUCACCAGAAGGGAAAGGUCCUGAUAACUCAAUUGGAGUCAGUUGGAACUCAACUCUUGAAAGUCACUCCAAUGUUGAAAAUGACACAGUCAUAAAGAGCUCAGACCAGUCGAUUGAUACUAGUUCCUUCAAUUACAACAUCAGCAACAGCAUGGGGCAACACAGGGAGAGACGUUUUCUCCAGAAGCUGGUGGAUUACUCACACAGGAAACGUAGAGCUGCAGACUAUAUUGAGAAUAACACCAAUGGACUAAGAUUCUCCAAGGCGACUCUUAAAUGGAGGCUUCUUGGGGAGGGCUACAGUGCCUGGCUCCCCAUUGACGACCAAAGGUACACCCUGAAACAAGCUUUCCGAAUGUGGAGCGAGGUAAUGCCCCUGAAUUUUGAAGAGGAUUUAACUUCCCAGGCCAGUGAAAUUGACAUCAAGCUGGGUUUUGGAACACGAAGGCACCUUGGCUGCUCACAGGCUUUCGAUGGAACAGGUCAGGUAUUUGCACAUGCCUGGCACUUGGGGGAUAUACAUUUUGAUGACGAUGAACAUUUCGUGCCACCGAAGAGUGAUCAAGGAAUAAGCCUCUUAAAGGUGGCAGUGCAUGAAAUAGGCCACGUGCUGGGACUGUCCCAUAUCAACCGGCCAGGCUCUGUAAUGCAGGCCAACUACAUCCCUCAGGAUUCUAAUCUAGAACUUGACUGGAUGGAUAGGAAGGCUGUUCAACAGAUAUAUGGUGCCUGUGAGAACAGUUUCAGCACAGUUUUUGACUGGGUCUACAAAGAGAUGAACCAGUUUGGAGAGCCAGCUUACCGCUUCAACACCUACUUUUUCCGGAACAGCUGGUACUGGAUGUACGAGAACCACAGCAACAGGACUCGCUACGGUGAUCCCAACCUAGUAGGUGUAGGCUGGCGUGGGAUACCGCCCACGGACCUAGACGGAUUUGUCCACAUUUGGACAUGGAAUAAAGAUUACACACUUUUCUUUAAAGGCACGCAGUACUGGCGGUAUGACAGUGAGAAUGAUCAGGCUUAUACUGAAGAUUCUCAGGGAGGGGCAUACCCUAAACUCAUAAGCGACGGCUUCCCAGGAAUCCCCAGCCCUAUCGAUACAGUCUUCUUUGACAAACGGGACCACAACAUCUAUUUCUUCAGGGGAAACAAUGUCACUGCCUUCAAUGUCGACCUCCAUAGCAAAGUCGCUGGCUACCCCAAGCGGAUUACUGAUGUUUUCCCUGCGGUAGUGUUUGCCGAUCAUCCAGUGGGCAACCUGAAUGCUGCCUACUUCUCUUAUUAUUACCAGUCAAUCUACUUAUUCAAAGACAGGGUCUUCUGGAAGGUGGUGGAUGAUAAGGAGCGACUGGCCAACCCAGCUCUGCCAUACAACGGUCUGCUACCUCACCACAGGAUCAGUGAGCAGUGGUUCGACAUCUGCGACGUUCAUCCAUCCAUGCUCAACAUGGGUUCAACCAAUACAGAUAACACUUAAAAAUAAGCAAUGAAAACAUUUCAAGUUUGGCCCAAUCUGGCAUCAAAACAUUAUUGAAAGUCAGGUUUUAGUUGCGAUCAGGACCUAAUUAGUACUUUGCGACACAAAUACAAGCUGUUGUGGGGUGUGGUGUAUUGGAGCUAUACAGCUCUGUAUUCUGUGCUACAAGAAAGUGUAGUUGUCUGUAAUAGGGCUGCACUUCAGUAGUUGAUUAUUUGGUGGUGUACUGUUUGCUUAGCCCUUAUAUGACAUUGUAUUAGAUUCUCAAAGCUAUUUACUCCUAUACUGCAAUUUUUUUUUAAAUAAAAAUACAAAAAAUACAUCAAUUACAAUGAAGAAAACAAGCCAGCCUACAAAGUGCGAUUUGGCAGACAAGGGCCAAACUAAUAGGUUUUGCAUUUUCUAUUGGGGUUUGUUGCAUGUACUGGCUCUGAGCCUUCUAUUAUCAGGUAAUAAUGGUGAAAGCAAGGCUUAGUCUAGUAAAACAUGGAGGAGUAUUGCAAGGCAGAAUGAUAGUCACCCUCCAAUUAAACUUACUUAAGAACAAUAGUGAUAUUCUUGUACUUCUUUUUUUACUUGAUCAAAUAAAAUAUCUCCACAAUAAUGAGUUGGGAAUUUUCCAGAAUUACAGGAAAGUGGUGUUGUACAUUUUGAGUUUACUGUCUGUAUGCUGUAUUUGCGAUUUACUUGUGGUACUGUGCAAUUCUUUCAUUUACAUCUGAACCAAAAGAGUUAAGACAGUAUCACAAUGUAAUAUUUGCAGUGUAGACCCCUGCUCAUCCUCUUAGCAGAUGCUAACCAUGCCAAAUGAAUGGUGAUGUGUUGAUGCUGAUUUUAAUUGCCUCAUUAUAUAUGUUUUGUCUGUUGUUGUGUGUGUAUGUGUGUGUUGUGUGUUUUUUUAUUUUUUUAUUUUGUUAGUAAAGACAGUUUAUCCUUACUUUGAUGAAAACACAAGCUACAUAAUAGGAAAUUAGGAAAGCUUUGAUAAAAACAUUAAAUAUUUAAUGUCUCCUGAACUACAAGAAGCAGUCACUGUCUCUGAGGAGCAGAUCUGUGCUACAAGAAAUUGUAAGCUGAGUAAACCUCAGAAUAAACUGACUAAUCUGAGUUAAUCUCACAAUUGUAUUUUUCUGUCAAUGGCAGUACAUUGAAUAAGCAGCAAUAAACAUUCCUUCGUUUUGGUGACUGCUGGUGCUGGUUCACUGUUUAUGUAAAGCACAUUUAAAUUAUUAAAACUAUACUCACAAUAACAACUAUUGUACCUUCAAACUGCAAAACAUAUUACCUCAGUUUCUAUGUAUUACCUGCAUGUAGAAUUCUCACAAUGACCUGUCAGUUCUAAGCUGUUUUGACACUGCAGGAGCAGACUUAUUUAAUUGAAUUUUAAUAUUUCUGUAACAAUGUUUACUGUUGUUAGAACUUGACAAGUGGCUGACAAGCCAUGCACUUACUGCAUGUAUACAUCUUUAUGAAUAAAUGAAUUAGUUUUG